Molecule: messenger RNA, 1353 nt
Organism: Thecamonas trahens ATCC 50062
Lineage: Eukaryota; Apusomonadida; Apusomonadidae
Product: tubulin beta chain
Exons: 1
Coding region: 1-1347 (448 amino acids)
Biological process (GO): microtubule cytoskeleton organization; mitotic cell cycle
Cellular component (GO): cytoplasm; microtubule
Molecular function (GO): structural constituent of cytoskeleton; GTPase activity; GTP binding
Source: RefSeq, a predicted model, not a curated record
AUGCGCGAGAUUGUUCACGUCCAGGCCGGCCAGUGCGGUAACCAGAUCGGCGCCAAGUUCUGGGAGGUUAUCUCCGAUGAGCACGGUGUCGACCCGACCGGCACCUACCACGGUGACUCGGACCUUCAGCUCGAGCGCAUCAACGUGUACUACAACGAGGCGACCGGCGGCAAGUACGUCCCGCGCGCUGUGCUCGUCGAUCUCGAGCCCGGUACCAUGGACUCUGUCCGUGCUGGCCCGUACGGCCAGAUCUUCCGCCCGGACAACUUUGUGUUCGGCCAGUCUGGCGCCGGUAACAACUGGGCCAAGGGCCACUACACCGAGGGUGCCGAGCUCAUCGACUCUGUGCUUGACGUUGUCCGCAAGGAGGCCGAGUCGUGCGACUGCCUUCAGGGCUUCCAGAUCUGCCACUCGCUCGGUGGCGGUACCGGCUCCGGCAUGGGCACCCUCCUGAUCUCCAAGAUCCGUGAGGAGUACCCCGACCGGAUGAUGUGCACCUUCUCGGUUGUGCCGUCGCCCAAGGUGUCGGACACGGUCGUCGAGCCGUACAACGCCACGCUCUCUGUCCACCAGCUCGUCGAGAACUCGGACGAGGUCAUGUGCAUUGACAACGAGGCCCUGUACGACAUCUGCUUCCGCACCCUCAAGCUGACCACCCCGACCUACGGUGACCUCAACCACCUCGUGUCGGCGGUCAUGUCGGGUGUCACCACCUGCCUCCGCUUCCCGGGCCAGCUUAACUCGGACCUCCGCAAGCUCGCGGUCAACCUUGUGCCGUUCCCGCGCCUCCACUUCUUCAUGAUUGGCUUUGCGCCGCUCACCUCGCGUGGCUCGCAGCAGUACCGCGCCCUCACCGUUCCGGAGCUCACCCAGCAGAUGUUCGAUGCCAAGAACAUGAUGGCCGCCUCGGACCCGCGCCACGGCCGCUACCUCACCGCUUCGGCCAUGUUCCGCGGCCGCAUGUCGACCAAGGAGGUUGACGAGCAGAUGCUCAACGUCCAGAACAAGAACUCGUCGUACUUUGUCGAGUGGAUCCCGAACAACAUCAAGUCGUCGGUUUGCGACAUCCCGCCCAAGGGCCUCAAGAUGUCGGUCACCUUUAUCGGUAACUCGACUGCCAUCCAGGAGCUCUUCAAGCGCGUCUCGGAGCAGUUCACGGCCAUGUUCCGCCGUAAGGCUUUCCUCCACUGGUACACCGGUGAGGGCAUGGACGAGAUGGAGUUCACUGAGGCCGAGUCGAACAUGAACGACCUCGUCUCCGAGUACCAGCAGUACCAGGACGCCACCGCCGAGGAGGAGGGCGAGUGGGAGGACGACGACUUUGGCGACUACGAGCCCGAGUACUAGACGUUG